Messenger RNA from Arabidopsis arenosa, 1631 nucleotides. The record is from the annotation of a GenBank genome assembly. Lineage: Eukaryota; Viridiplantae; Streptophyta; Magnoliopsida; Brassicales; Brassicaceae.
AUACCAAAACCCUAAAAAAACCAAAUAGCCGAUGAAAUCCAGUUUCCGUACCAUUUCCAUCCGCCGUCAUUCCGGCCACCGAACCUUCUCCGAUACGGCGGUGGAAGAUGUCUACAAAUUCGUAAGAGACAGAGGUCUCGACCACGCUGUAGAAAGAGAGAAGAAUCUCAGACCACUUCUCAGCAUCAAGGACCUUAUCAGAUCGGAGCCUGCAAAAUCAGUUCCGAUCUCAGUUAUCACCACUAAGAAAGAUUCACUACGAGUUCCUCUCCGUCCAAUCGAGUUCAUCAGAAGCUUCCCUUCCGUUUUCCAAGAGUUUCUCCCCGGAGGAAUUGGUAUUCAUCCUCACAUCAGUCUCACGCCGGAGAUUCUAAACCUCGACGCCGAUGAGCAAUUGGUUUAUGGUAGUGAGUCUUAUAAGCAAGGAUUAGCUGAUAGGCUUUUGAAAUUGCUGAUGAUUAAUAGGAUUAAUAAAAUUCCUUUGGAGAUUCUCGAUUUGUUGAAAUGGGAUUUAGGUUUACCUCAGGAUUAUGUUGAAACUAUGGUACCUGAGUUUCCUGAUUAUUUUAGAGUAAUCAAAUCGAAGUUACGAGGAUGUAGUGGCGAAUUAGAGCUGGUUUGUUGGAGCAAUGAUCAUGCUGUGUCUGUGUUGGAGAAGAAAGCUAGAACAAUUGGUAAAGGAGAGUAUACGAAAGGAUCCGCGAUUGCUUUUCCGAUGAAGUUUUCAAAUGGUUUUGUGGUUGAUAAGAAGAUGAAGAAAUGGAUUGAUGAUUGGCAGAAACUGCCGUAUAUUUCUCCUUAUGAAAAUGCACUCCAUCUGUCGGCGACUAGCGAUGAGUCUGAUAAGUGGGCGGCUGCUGUUUUGCACGAAAUCAUGAACCUUUUUGUGUCGAAGAAGGUUGAGAAAGAUGCCAUUUUGCAUCUUGGUGAGUUUAUGGGAUUGAGGUCGAGGUUUAAGAGAGUUCUCCAUAACCAUCCCGGUAUCUUUUACUUGUCAAGUAAGCUUAGGACUCACACUGUGGUUCUUAGAGAUGGUUACAAACGGGGGAUGUUGAUAGAGAACAAUGAAUUGGUGACAAGCAGGAACCGUUACAUGAAACUCAUGAAUACAGUUAAGAAAGAAAAUAAGGCAGUUCCUUCUAGCAGCAAGAGAGAAGAUAAGGGGAAAGUGGAAGGCGCAGUUUGUGAUACUAAUGCAAAGGCUGAGAAUGAUAAAGUGGAAGGCGAAGUUUGUGAUACUGAUGCAAAGGCUGGGAAUGAUGACAUUUCUGGUUCUGAUGUCGAAAAUGAUCAUCAAGGAGACUUUGUUGAUGAUGACGAGGACGAUGAUGAAGUGGAUCAAAACCAGAGUCUGAACCGUCGUCGUAGAAAUUCAAGUCCAAGAGCAGGUAGAAGGAGUUUUGGAAACUCGGGUUCAAGAGAUAAGCCACAAUCGAGGCGGAACAAGAUCAGUUUAAAGACCGAGAAGAAGAGGAGUCGGAUGUAUUAAAGACAAUCCAUCUUUACUGGUGGCUGCAUUUUCAGCGGGUUCGUUUCUUCUCCUGUGUAGUAAUCUCACUCUAUAGCUUGUCCGUUUCAUUCUUACUUCUCAGGGGAGAACAAUCGAGUUUUUAUAAAGAGUUAUAUUCCGU